GCUUCUGUCUGCAGGAUGAUGUCCGAGCAGGUCAUGGAUCCCGGCGCCGGCGUGCUGGAGCUGCUGGGGGUGGUUGUGUCGGCGGGCGCCUGGCUGAGCGGCCUGGCCACCACGCUGAUGUCCACGUGGCUCACGCUGUCCACCGAGCUGCUGCCCAGCGAGAGCUACGAGCUGGGCCUGUGGGAGACCUGCGUGGUGCAGGACGUGGGCUCGCUGGAGUGCCGGCCCUACGACAGCCUGCUGGGCCUGCCGCCCGACAUCAAGCUGGCCCGCAUCCUGAUGUGCGGCUCGCUGGGCGCCGGGCUGCUGGCCUUCCUGCUGGCCGUGCCCGGCCUCGGCCUGGUCAACGGCUGCCACCGCUGGAUGCACGAUGCCGGCCAGAAGAGGGCGCUGCGGGCGGCGGGCGGCGCCCUGAGCCUGGCGGCCGGCGUGCUGGGCCUGGUGCCGGUGUCCUACAUCGCCCACAUGACGGUGCUGCGCUUCUUCGACGAGUCGCUGCCCGACGUGGCUCCUCGCUGGGAGUUCGGCGACGCGCUGUUCUGCGGCUGGACGGCCGGCGUGCUGCACCUGGUGGCGGGAACGCUGCUGCUGACGUCCUGCCUACAGAGCUGCAGCGGCCACGCCCACAACCCGCCGGCCGCCACCGCCACGCCAAGACGCCACGGCAGCAGAACCGAGUACGUCUGAGGCCCGGCCCAGAAGCGCCCGCUUUCUGUCCGGACGCCUGUCGAAGACGUUUUAGGAACGUUUUCUGAAUCACAGUUUCCAGAAACUCUCAGGACGAACUGGACCUGGAGCCACGUUGGUUCUGUCAGACAUCAGCUUCAUCACGGACGUCACUCGGUUCCGUUUGAGACAGAAUCGAUCCAGACGUUUGGUUUUGCUUCCAGAUUGUUGCGAUUUCUGUUGUUUUACCGUCAGACGUCCAGCGUUUGGCCGUAAAGGACAGCUCGCAGUGUUUUCACUAGUUUUCAGAUAUUUUCCUUCAUCGGACUCAAACGUGGUCCAUAGUUCUGUAAACUGUUUCCCCUUUUACCAAAGAAACCGAUCCGACCUGGGAUCAGUGUUUUAUGAACAGUCAUGAGUGUGAAGCUGCAGAAAUCAGUCAGAUAUCAUCAUCACUGUUUGUUGUCAGUAUUAAACCAGAUCCACGCGUCUUCUUGUCGCACAUUUUAAUGUUUUUUGUGUUUUUCAGUGUAGAACGUGUGAAAGUUUAAAUGUUUGCACCGUUUGAGGUUUUCUGGACACAAACUGUCGUCAGAUUAAAACUAGAAUCCAGUUUUUGAGGCUCCACAGUUCAAAAAAGAAGAAAAACCGUUCAGAGCUGAGGAGGAAUCAGAUCAUGAGUCUUGUUCACCUGCAGCUCAAACGAUCCGCCAGUCGGAGUUAAAGUUUUAUUUUAGCUUUAAAUCGUAAAGACAGGAAACGCUGAAUCAUCUGAUCGGCUUCAUUCAGUAAGAUGUGAAGUCUUUCACCAAAACGUCCAGAAGAACCAAACGGAGGAAACGUUUCUACUCUUCAGCUGUUUGUGUUUCAAUCACGAGUCGGACCAAAGAGACGAAGCCGCUGCUUCCUGCUUUCUGACUUCAGCUUUCUCGCUUUGUUUUUAUCUCGAGCUGCUUCUGAACCUAAACGCGACUUAAUCUCAGCGCUUCUGGGAACAAACAGGAAACGUUCUGACCUUCAGGUGAGAAAAAAGCAGAUUUGGAGAAAAGAAAGAAUCUGAAUGUUUGCUUCUGAAGCUGCUCCAGUUUGUUCAAUCAGAUCCACACCAAUGAUUGGUUAUUGAUGAUCAAAGUUGUGAAUGUGAUCAGCAUGUAAAUGUAGAAUAAAGACCUGAGAGAAGUU
Messenger RNA from Stegastes partitus (bicolor damselfish), 1848 nucleotides. Its product is annotated as putative claudin-24. Gene Ontology annotation, molecular function: structural molecule activity. Gene Ontology annotation, cellular component: membrane; bicellular tight junction. The transcript has a single exon. NCBI's taxonomy places the organism in Eukaryota, Metazoa, Chordata, Actinopteri, Pomacentridae. The record is from RefSeq and is a predicted model, not a curated record. Bases 16 to 687 code for a protein of 223 amino acids.